CGCAGAAACGCGACAGCAACCAGCUCCCGCUCCUGUCCCUACUUUCCGCGUCCCACCUGACUCACUCAGAUAGAUGACUUACAACCAACAGCCAACAUCCUUUCACCGCCCCCGCGACGCCAGCGAAACUCGCACCAUGCGCUCGGCCAGGCGACCUCUGCCAUCACCCUGUCCACGCGCAGCAUGACCACCACCACCACCAACAUGGCCUCUUCAUUAUUUCCGGCAUUGCCAACCGAGCUCCGCGUGCAACUCUGGUCUUUCGCCGUCAUGCACCCUCGUCGCAUUCUCUUGGAUGCGCAGAAACUCGUGCUCGGACCCGCAUGGCUCUCAAAGACCCCUGCGUCCGCCGUCGUUCACGCCUGCCAGGAGGCUCGGGCCAACGCACCAUACGCAAAGGCUUUCCGGCCGCGAUGGGGGGCAUGGCCGGGACUCGGUACGCCUGAGCCAAAUUUGUCAUCGACAUGGUUGUCAUGGUCACCGAGGGCGAGGGCGACUAGCGAGCUGAUCCGCUCGGACUGAUCGAAGACGACGAAGUUCAGAAGUUUGACUAUUACGUAGACCAGUAUUACGACCUGUGCGUAGAGCAAGUCAACGGCGUGC
This is a messenger RNA of Microdochium trichocladiopsis, 603 nucleotides long. RefSeq lists its product as uncharacterized. The transcript has a single exon. Bases 184 to 522 code for a protein of 112 amino acids. The record is from RefSeq and is a predicted model, not a curated record. NCBI's taxonomy places the organism in Eukaryota, Fungi, Ascomycota, Sordariomycetes, Xylariales, Microdochiaceae.